Cynoglossus semilaevis (tongue sole) is the source of this 4992-nucleotide messenger RNA. It is a transcript of the gene znf518b, whose product is annotated as zinc finger protein 518B. The transcript has 3 exons. Lineage: Eukaryota; Metazoa; Chordata; Actinopteri; Pleuronectiformes; Cynoglossidae. The record is from RefSeq and is a predicted model, not a curated record. Bases 312 to 2708 code for a protein of 798 amino acids.
UUACAGUAUGUUCAGUUGAUGUCUUUUAUUUUGAAGACGCGUAUCUAUUUUCCGGAAAUUGUAGCGCAGGGGCUCAUUUUGAAGCUAACAGAAUAACGGCUCGGCGACAGUGUUCACGUCAAUGUUUACCUCUGGAAUGGUGCAGAAUGCUGUAAUACUGUAAAUACCGACAUCACACAUCACCCAGUCUCCUCACUUCGGUCUUAGCAUCCAAAAGUGGAGGUCAAGCAAGGAUGGCUGUUACCCUCACUAUGUGACUGCAGGCUUUGCAUCAGUUGCACCCCAAUGACCAACACGUGGCAGCUCUCGCAAUGAAACCCAUGAAGUAUCAAAGUUGUGGCCAAUAUAACCCACUGCUGGAUCGCGUUUUGAGUGAGUCCAGUGUAAAGUUCUGUGGAAAAUGUGGAUUUGCUUCAAAAGACGCUACAACAUUUGACAAACAUCUUUCGGAACACGCAGGCCCAAAAUUUUACUGUUUUUACUGUAACAAGGUGUCUUUCAGUGAAUCAGAGCUACAUGCACACCUAAAGCAACAUACAUCCAGCUAUCCAUACAAAUGCCCUUACUGUGGACAGGGUUACAUAAGGAGGCAGUUUCUGAUGAAGCACAUCGAACGCCUUCAUAAAAAUGUCAGCGCGCUAUCUACCAAGCCAGACAUUGCCAAAAUCACUCAUGCCCCAGUCUCCAGUGCCUUACCGAAUGUGUCCUCUGCGGAUUCAUCACCACUUCGACCUGGUGUUCGAGUCACAGUUCCCCUACAGAGAGAACCUGUAGUUGGCCUUCAAGAUAAGCCAACAAUAAAGACAGUGACUGCUAAUGUAUCCUAUUCCACCGAUGGAGACUUGGAUCAUUUGUCCCUUGUGAAUGUACAUACACAGCAGAGCAGAGCUUUAACAGUUUCCCUUCCGGAUGACGUAACGAUCCCUUCUGGUUGUACAGUUGAGCUUGUGGAGGUAAAAACAGUGAAUGGAACAAAGGAGCUAAAACUGAGAUUUGUCUCUAAACAAGAAAAGUCUGCAAUUAAAGACUCAAAGAAUACCGUUCCUCAGAGCACUUUACUGGAAAAGCCGAUCACAUCCACGUUAGGUCCUCAGAUAUCUGCGGUGAAAUCUGGGGGUCUCGGAUCAAGCAACAGGCAACUGUGUGAAACUCAAACGUUAAACGUGGAGCGUCAUGCUGCUGUUCCGGUCAGCAUUUUCAAAAGGUUCCCAAAUCAAGUAAACACGGAAAGAAGUGGACAUAAAAGAGCAUUACCAUAUGUCAUUGAGUUGGAUUCUCCAGUUCCAAGCAAGAACACCAAGAUUCAAAUUAAAUCUAAAAGAGGGAGAGCCAGUGUGGGCCUUGAUGCACCUGGUGAACAUACACAUCUAAAAGCAGCUCUGUCCUCAGUCAGCUUCAACAGGCUAAACCAAACAGUGCAUGCAGACAAAAGGGAGACAAGUAUUUGUCCCCCUGUGAGAGCAGAGCAGGAGAAGAAAUCAUUACUUUCACAGCCAUCUCAGAGUGUCCCGCUGCAGAGUGAACGUGAUGCAAACAGCAGUGCUACGAGGAAGGAUCCUGAAAUUGUCAAAUUCAGGAAGAGGACUGAUUCAGAAUUCAUCAAAGAUGCAGCAGAAUUGAGUCAGCAAACUCUAAAAUCAACUCCUCUCUCCUUGUCUGUUCCUUCAACUAGUCCCUCUGCCCAAGUCAGACACCCAUUAGUUUCAGUGAGCAAGAACAGUGGGGUGGAAAAUCAGUCUUUUCCUGAAUUUAAGACUCUAACCCAACUAUUGGCCAAAACUGAUGUAGCCGAUUGUGUAAAUAAAAAUGGUUCUGGUUGGAGGCCUACUAUCAAGUCUGAGGACAGAGCAGGUGGAGGAGACAAAAAAGAACCAGAGAGUUUUCCAGUCAUUUCCUCUGUGUUUUCACUCAGUAGUCAACAGCCAAACCAGCCACUGGUGACGUCUCUGUGUGGCAUGGUGAUGAACAAAAGUUCGGAUGUUUCCUCUGAAGAUCACGUGAAAUCAAUAAAUGGUACAGAGAAGUCAUUGGAGGCACCAACACCCAGGUUGCCUCAGAUUUCUUUAAAAGAAGAACCCAACAUCUGCAAACCAUUAUCAACAGAAGGAUUAGUUGACUUUGUCAAAGAAGAGAAAAAGGAUACCAAUAUCCAGCAAGAUAAACCGCUGAUGGAUCAAAACGCCCAUAUUAAAGAAGAGAAAAGAAACUCUCAAAACUCUCAAACGGACAGUGAGCCUAAAUGCUUUUCCAACCCUCCUUUAAAUAAAAAGGCAGAACCGGAAUCUAGCCCAAAAACAGUUGAGCUAGUGGACGUGUCUGUAUGUACAGAUGGUCUACAGCAAUUUGUAAAAUAUGAGUCUGGCAUUUCUUCAAAGUUUCUCACCGUCUCACUAAAGAGGGUAGAGGUGGCAGUGUGGGAGAAAAGUAACACACGGAACUUUAUGGCCACUGUGACUGAUUGUGAAGCUCUUUCUCUGAUGCCACUUAAAGUGGAUCAACUGGUGAAAAGACCAGGACCGGACCAACCUGUGGUGGUGCUCAACCACCCAAAGCCCCGGGCACCUGAGCAGGUAUCCCGGACAGACACCAUCAGAACCACUGACUCCUCUUUUGUGGUUCCAAAGUGCCAAAUUCUAAAAAUGAGGCUGGGCAAAGUGAUGGGGCAGAAAUAUGAGGUGAAGGGUUGCACUGUUCGAAACUUACCAUGAACAUUUUGGACAACAGAGGAUGUCAAUUCAUUGGUAUUCUGAAAUUGGGAGUGUUCGGUCGUUUUUGCUAUAGGUGUCUGUAGUUGUGACUACAUAGGCCCUCUUUGAAGAGCCCUUCUGUUGAGUUCGCAUUUCAUGUGUCAUUUCAAGUGUUUCAAAGUGCGAAAUACCAGCAAGUCUACAAGAUUAAAAUUAAUGGAGGUAAACAUACCGUCUAUGUAAUAUGGUUAUUCUUUGGUUUUCAUUAUUUAAUUUGAUUUUAACCCCUGUACAGUUGGUCAAAAUAGACGAAGCCAUGGAGUUGCAGUUAACUACUAAACUAUGUUUCUAUAUUUUUUCUACCCCAACCUUUUUGAUUCUACGGCCCAACGACAGGUGUGUGUGUGAGGGAAGAUCACAUACAUGACCAAAUAUAUUUUAUUUAUUACAUAUAUAAUGUGAAUGACCUUAUCAAUAAAUCCUUAGUUGAUGCUCAUUCCCUCCUUGUUAGCAACAUUGUUAAUAAAUCACUACAAAGAAACUUGAAGUCCAAUCCACUCCAACAAGUAAAUAACACUAACAUGUCUUAAAGUUUCUACACAUAUACCAGAUUUCCAUGGAAUUCCUUAACUAUUUUUAUUCCUUUACUAUUUGUUUUGUAAUGUCAAAGGUGCCGGAUGAAAAAUUGACUGCAGAUUAGUCAAGCACUGAAGGAGUGGAAUGAACAGUGACAUGUUUUUCCAAAAAACAUGUCACAGUCCAUCUCUAAGUGAUUCGUGGGUCAGUACAUGCCUGGUAGUUGGGGACCCCUUCUUCAAAAUUUACAAUUUUUGUGCAAUUUAGAUGUUUUGUCUACAACCAGCAACCUUGUAGGAAAUUAUCAAGUUUCACUUAAUUGGACUUAAAACUAUUAUUAAUUUACCUGCAUUGGUCAAUGCAACAGUGAUAAAACAAAACAAAUAAAUACUCCACCACUAGAUGGCAGCAGAUGACCUAAAAACUAAGAAAAAGAGCGAGAGAGCCAGAGCUGUUAAAGAUCUUCAUGUGUGUUUCUUCAAAUCCUGCCAUUACAUCAGUGUUGUGUUUAACCAAACAAUCCCACAUUUUACACAGAGUAAGUACAUUCAGUACAUUAGAACUAGCUGAUUAUUGUAUUUCAUUAGUUUACUUUUUGGGACAUUCGUUUGGUGUGUUGUGCAUCUUUUCAAAUGUAAAAUGUAUGCCGUGGGUCAAAGAAUGCUAGGAGACAUUGAGUCUUUACCUUGGGAAUUUGUAAAAACUUGUGAUAAAAAAAAAACCCAUGUGCAUUCCUUCAGUACACGUAUUAGGUAUUACCACUCAAGGGAAUACAAAAGUCCAGUAUUUCUGUGUUGUUUUGCGUUUAGCAAGCAGGCUUAACAGUUCUUUUUGUACCGCUGUAAAUUUUCUUUUUUAAUUUUAAUUACUUUUUGUAACUACUUUUUUUUUAAAAUUCCUACCGUCAACUUAAGCAAUCAGGACUAUGAUUUUCAACCAAACUGGCUUUACAAGCCUACAUCCAAUCUUCAACUUAAACUUACUUAUUUUUUUAAGACCUGGCGAUAGAGUGUUGAGUAGUUUAAUAAAUCAACAACUUCUAGAAAGAGUUUAAAUUGCCAAUUUUAAAUAUAUGACUGCAUUUUGACAGUAAGUGUGAAUACCUAAAAAUUAUCCAAGUUUAUGUCUUGAAUUAAAAAAAAUGUCGUUUUUUUAUUGUAAGCAUGGACUGUGUUGUACUAGUCUUAAAAAAUAUAUAUACAGAUAUUCUGGAUUGAGAAUAUUAAAAAGCAUUCAAAUACGUCCAAAAUACAACACGGAAAUAUUUAAAAAUAAAUCUGCACCUUUUUGCAUAGAGUCUUUGCAGCUGCGCUCUCUUUCAUCAAAGCAGUAGAAGCAGCAGCAUUAGUACAGCAACAGACCAGUGUACGACUGUACAAACUGGAAAAACAUAUGGAGUACCAGAGCUCUAUGGUUACAUUUUAUAAUUAUUUGCUUCGUCAACAGAUAAUAUGGUCAAUAAACUCCAUAAUAUUAACAGUAGACUGUUCACUGGGAUAUGGAAGAGUUCUUACACUAAAGUGUUGUUUUGUGUUGUUAACUUCUACACAUUUGCCUACAGUUACUUUCAAUGUACAGUCAUUUUUGAUGUGUUCAAUAUCUUUGUUUACCCAUUUUAGUUUCGUUUCACUUCAGAUUAUGUUUUAUAUUGACAGUGUUUAUCAUUGUGUUCACACUUUUCUAAGAGUUGUAUCAUUUUUUUAAAUAAACAAACAAAAACAUUUAUUAU